AUCAAUAUUGGCUCCUCACUCAAUAUAACCACUUUGCUUUCUGAGGCCAAACGAAUACAGGGAAGUACGUUUUGCUGCAUACAACUGAUAUAUAUGCUCUAUCUUGAAGCAAAGCGGUGCUCGUAGUAAUGCCAAUGCAACAAGUCCGUUUAAGAAUCAUGACAGUGUAUUCUCUGAAUGCUUUUAUCUCCUCGUAAGUAUUAUGCAGCUGUUGUCCAGGCACUCUCCCCCCCUUCCCCCCCCCCCGGUUUAUCUUGGUCCUUUAGAGUUCUGACUAUGCUUGCAACCAAACUUCGACACGUAGCUGAAGCUGGAUUGGUUUAUUUCAAGAUGCCUAGAAAUAUGCGCUUUUUCUAGAGGCUGUCAUUCGCUAAGACGUGCGUUAUUAUGGCACAAGUAAUCCUCAUUAGAUCCUUCAAGAUCUUUCUGCCCAUCUUCUUAUAUGCCUUCCUACCUAGAUACAUAAGUACUUGCGUACUUAGUUAGGCUAGGUAGAUGGACAGGCAGUCAGUAUCGUGGCUAUUAAGGGGUUAUGUUCUGUUGGUUCUCAGCUGGUGAAUAGCAAUCUACCGGAGAUGAAAUCUACUUGAUGAACCAUAUUCCUUAAUUUGACCUUAUUAAGUAGCCGCCUCCCUGAGAGAACCCUAGGACUCUAUCAUGGAGGAGCCUUCAUCAAAGAUACGAUAUAAGAUCAUUUUGAUAGCAAUACGCCUUGGGACUUUAUCGGCUGUGUGUUUAGGCUGUUAUCCCACAAUCUCGCUACAAUCUCGAUUCAACUUCGGACGUCACAAGGUGACGUCGUGUUCCAGGUCCUCGACGCAAAGUUGUGCUUUUCACUUAAGCUUUCGAUUGGAGCGGCGUACCACCAGGAACCGCCAUCGGCAUUGAUGUAGGAUUAUUCAGGCCAAAGGCUGCUUUUUGGCUAUGCCCAUCCGAACCAACUAACCUCGUCGGGAACGAGGUUUUCGUCGACUUUCCCUGUGACUAGGAGAGCCUCUUGCUCCCAUAGUUUGAUUCAUGAAACUUAGCUUUACUCUCACUAUACCCUAGUCGAUUUUCCACUCGUCGGUUACGCUGGUCUGGGUUGGGUUAGAAUGGACCAAGAACAAGAUAUCAAAGUCGGUAUGCCUUCUUUUUAAGGGGCAAGAUGAGGCGGAUAUUAAGCGCUCGUGGUUAACCAUGUAUAAAAUAAUGUAUAAUUAUGCAAAUAUAUAAGACUUAUAGAGCUCCAAGUGUUAGGAUACUAGGAUGUAGGUAGUUAUAAGUAGUUGUAAGUAUUCAACGUCGUUGAUAAUUUUCGUUCAG
Molecule: messenger RNA, 1305 nt
Organism: Hypoxylon fragiforme
Lineage: Eukaryota; Fungi; Ascomycota; Sordariomycetes; Xylariales; Hypoxylaceae
Exons: 1
Coding region: 658-888 (76 amino acids)
Source: RefSeq, a predicted model, not a curated record